Molecule: messenger RNA, 1311 nt
Organism: Prunus avium (sweet cherry)
Lineage: Eukaryota; Viridiplantae; Streptophyta; Magnoliopsida; Rosales; Rosaceae
Product: F-box/kelch-repeat protein At3g06240
Molecular function (GO): protein binding
Source: RefSeq, a predicted model, not a curated record
AUAUUUCUAUCCCUCGUCGUUCAAUCAUUAGGGUCUGAGUUUUGCAAGAUGUGGGAAGAGAUGGCGUUGCGCCGUAUUCUACCAAGAUUGCCUUCAAAAUCUCUAAUGCGAUUCAAGUGUGUUCGUAAAUCAUGGUAUACUUUGAUCAACAAUCCCACGUUCGUGGAAAAUCAUCUCUCUAAUUCGAUGCACAGCAAACUGUCUACCUGCGUCCUUUUCAGUCAUUUUGUCCAGAGCAACACUAACAGUGAUGAGAAGGAACUUGCAUUCUCCUUCCUUUAUCUCAGAAAUGAUUAUGAUGAUGAUAAGCAUAACGUCAAUUUUGUUGUUGAGGACAUCAAGUUUCCACUUUCUUCGGGACGAUGUAUUGGGCUCGAGGAUGUAGAAUCUCCAAGUAUUUUAGGCCAUUGUAAUGGGAUAGUUUGUCUAAGUCCUUGUAGUGACAACCUUGUUUUAUGCAAUCCAGCAAUCAAGGAAAUCAAACUUCUACCCAAAUCAGGCCUUCCAGAUUGGUGGGGAUGUGCUGUGGGGUUUGGAUAUGAUCCCAAAUCUAAAGAUUACAAAGUUAGUAGAAUUGCAUCUUAUCAGGCGGAAAUUGAUGGUCUAAUCCCUCCUCCUAGAGUUGAAAUAUACACCGUCAGUACUGAUUCUUGGCGAGAGAUCAGGAAUAAUUCUUUAGAAACAGAUACUACUUGCUUUUUUCCUGAUUAUUUCCAGAUGUACUUCCAAGGAAUUUGUUAUUGGGUGGGGUAUGAGCAACCAAAACAAUCUGUGGAAUACGAGGACGAGGAACAGAAGCCAAUGGUCAUUUUCUUCGACACGGGUGAUGAAAUAUUUCAUAAUCUAUUAUUUCCGGACAGUUUUUAUAUGUAUGAGGAAGGAUCAUCUUAUGCUUAUGAAAUGUCUUAUCUUAUGUAUUGUGAUCUGCGCAUUAUACUGUGCAAUGGAUCUAUUGCUCUUUUUGGGUUUAAUCGUUUUAGUGUAUUUCCUGACUCCUAUGGAGUUUGGGUAUUGGAUGACUUUGACGGGGCUAAGGGUUCUUGGACAAAACACUUAACAUUUGAGCCACUGAUGGGCAUGAAGAGGGUAUUGGAAUUUUGGAGGAGUGACGAGAUUCUUAUGGUUACCGAAGAUGGAGAUAUAGUAUCUUACAACCUUGCAACUGAGAAGCUUAAGAAUCUUCCCAUGAAUAGCUUAUCUGAUUUCGAAACUAUUGUGUAUGUGAAUAGCUUAGUUUCGAUCACAAGAGGCAACAAGCUUGAGAGUGUUGAUAUAUAAUUCUAGCAAUAUAAUUUCUCUAUUUUUUUUUUC